AUGCCCUUCGCGGGGUGUUCAGCAGCUACCACCAUUUCAGGGUAUCUCAAGAGUUUCGCACCAACGGCAAUAGCACAAACAUCAGGAGCACAAACAUUAGGAGCACAAACGGCAAGCAAGAGCAGCAACUGCAACUGCAGUACCAACGGCAUUAGCAGUGGUAGCAAGCAAGUAUAUCUUUUAAGAGCAGCAGCUGCAGCGGAAGUGCACGACGAGGUAGAGCUCAGACAGCAACAAAGGUUAGGAGGUGCUGCCUCCAUCGACCCUUUGACAUGGGCAAGAAGUCUCUUUGGAGAGACUGAGGAGCCGCAUGCUGCUGGCGAUCGGCGAGGCGCAUCUGCGACGUCGGGAAACGCCGAUCUCUCGAAGACGGACAAGGACGCUGUCUAUACACCCCAUACCGUCGCCAGGAAGGGGAGCAGCAAACAGCAAGGCAGCGGCCAUAGCUCAGCGAUCCCGUCGUGUGCUGUUUCUCUAAGACUACAGAUACCUAGAUUCGUGUCGCAACAAAGUUGCACUCAGGCUGCCUCCUUGUUGCGGUCACAGCGAAGCGCUUUGAAGGAAGAUUACUUGUCAAAACACCGGGCAGCCGUCCGAGCGAAGCGUGCCGCCACAUCGCACAGCUAA
This is a messenger RNA of Cyclospora cayetanensis, 627 nucleotides long. RefSeq lists its product as uncharacterized. Lineage: Eukaryota; Apicomplexa; Conoidasida; Eucoccidiorida; Eimeriidae. The transcript is spliced from 3 exons. The coding region runs from base 1 to 627 and encodes 208 amino acids. The record is from RefSeq and is a predicted model, not a curated record.